Molecule: messenger RNA, 3624 nt
Organism: Danio rerio (zebrafish)
Lineage: Eukaryota; Metazoa; Chordata; Actinopteri; Cypriniformes; Danionidae
Gene: ston2
Product: stonin 2
Biological process (GO): regulation of endocytosis; endocytosis; intracellular protein transport
Cellular component (GO): clathrin adaptor complex; membrane; cytoplasm
Source: RefSeq, marked validated
GAGAGCUACAAUCUGCUUAGGCUCAACAACACGAUAUCGGUAAACAUGGAGCCCAAGACCUGGGGGGAGUGAAACAAAGUUAAAAGCGGCUAAAGAAACCGUACAGGACAAAACCUAAUGGCUGCUACUGGAACUCCAAGACCAGGCUGGGUUGCUUUUUCAGAUGAGGAGUCACAGGCAGAUGAGGACCACCUCCAGUCCUCUCUAGACCAGCCUGUCCUGGACUCCUCUACCUGGGUAGAAGAAUCAUGUGUGACUGACCAGAAGUCAGAGCAGACAAAUCCAUGGGUUCAGUUUGAUGAUAAACCAUGGUCACCCUCUCCUCCUCCUCCAACACAGGAAAAAGGUCCCAGACACAGCAUUUGCUCUUCGGCCAGUUUCUGGAGUGCUGUUCCCCCGUCAGAGAGCAGCUGGACCACCCAAUCAGAGGAGCAGAGCUCAGUGAGCAUGGGGGCGUCUUCCUGUGACCUGCCAUCUCUGAACACUGAAGAGCCAGCCAGUCAUUCACCCUCCUGUCCACACUCUCCCAAUUCUUCUUUGUGCCAAGACGAUGAAGGAAUGAACAUGGAUUCAUUCAACUGGACAGCAAAUAACCAACACACCAAUGGCCAAGCUUAUGUCACCUCCAACCGCUUUGCCAGCUGGGUUACUUUUGAUGAGGAUGAGGACUCUGUGUUACAGCCUCCGGGGAGGCCGUCUAAUAUAAAACUGCAUAACCUCAACAAUUCUCCUCUGCAGGAUGCCAACAGCAACCUGAUUCCCUCUUUAUUUUGUGGCCAGAUGCCAGAGAGACACAUCCUGGACUUGACCCCUGAUGGCAACAAUUCAAUCUUUGCGUUUGAUAACACAUUAUCAAAAAACAGCGUCCCUUACAACAAGAAGAACCCUUUCUUAGAUGAUGACUUCUCCAACCUAAAGCCCUCUCCUAUUAACCCCUUCAGUGCCUAUUUUGACGAAACAGACUUGAAAACUUCCCAAGGCAUUGGCUUGUGUUCAGAGGCAUCGGAUGUGUCUGCUUUCAGCUCACCUUUCUUUGGAUAUCAAAAUGCUGAUAUCAAAAGGGAAUCUAUUUUGCUUUUUCCACCUCAGAAAGACUCUGCAAUUGAAAAAGAUAGUGUCCAGUCAAGCUUUCCUGUAGAUGGUCUGAAUCAGCUCAGGAAUAUACACAUCUCUGACCCUGACCGUGAUGAUAGUCCUCCUUUACCUGAUUCAGUGGAUGAAGCGGACUCCACUGAUUCCACUUAUGAACCACACCACAUGACACCUCAGGAAGGCUGGCCGAUGCUCCUGCGUAUUCCUGAGAAGAAGAACAUCAUGUCCUCACGUCACUGGGGACCAAUAUUUGUCAGGUUGACGAACAGCGGCCAGCUGCAACUUUUCUAUGAGAAAGGGCUGGAGAAGCCCUUUAAAGAGUUCCAGCUGAACUCCCAGCAUGAAAUAUCAGAGCCCAAGCUUCAAAACUACGAUGAAAAUGGCCGGGUUCACACCAUCAGUGUAGACCAUGUGGUUUACAAGGAAAAGAGGAAGAUCCAGCCCAAGGUCACAGUGGUUCAUUUGCCUGUCAAAGAGCAAGUGGUGAAACUUGGGACUACAAACUACCAGGACUUCUUAAGCUUUCGUCACGCUCUACAGGAGAGACUUGUGGGCCUCUCGAUGGACCAAGAAGGUCUCAACUGGCCAACGACUUACACUGAAGAGGAGGUCCAUGUGGAGGUGAGGGAUGACUUUUAUGGGAUUCUCUCCAAAGGAGACAGCCGGAUCUUGGAGCAGCUGGUUUUUACCCGAGUGAACAUGCUAGCCUUCUUGAAUGGAUCCCCACCUUGUAGUAUCGGCCUCAAUGAUAUCCAGAUCAAAGGUAAAGAGGUGGUUUCUCGGCAUGACAUAAUUCCUAACACAACCUCACGUUGGAUUCAACUGCGGGACUGUCGAUUGCAUGAGUGUGCAGACCAGCUAGAGUUUAACGAGUCCCGAGCCAUUACGUUCAGCCCACCGGUUGGCCGCCGAUUUGAACUGCUUCGUUUCCGCACUCCGUUUGCCGAAAAAACCCUUCCCUUCACUCUGAGAACUGUUGCUUGUGUCAGGGGUGCAGAAGUGGAGAUGCAGUCCUGGCUGAUAAUGUCAACCGGGUUCUCAUCCAAUAGGGAUCCUUUAACGUUAACACCAUGUGAGAAUGUUGCAAUUCGUUACCCCAUACCAGAAAUUUGGGCAAAGAACUUUAGGCGCGAGAGUGUGACGGGAGAGAAGUCUCUGAAGGCUCGAUUCAACAAAGGAGCCAGCUUUGGUUCGACUAGCACAUCAGGGUCUGAACCAGCCAUGAGGGUCACACUCGGCACAGCCAAAUACGAACAGGCCUUUAAGUCUGUAGUAUGGAGGAUUGGUCGCCUGCCGGACAAGAAUUCAGCGCUGGGUCAUCCUCAUACAUUCUUCUGCCGUUUGGAGCUGGGCUCAGAUUGGGAGGUGCCGCCAACAUUUGAAUGCGUGGUCGAGGUGGAGUUUGACAUGCCUUCUGCUUCUGCGUCCAAAGCCGCUGUUCGCUCUCUGUCUGUGGGGGACAAAACUGACUUGAAGAAAUGGAUCACCUACAAAUCGCAUUACUCCUAUCAGGUGGCGGUGGAGCAAAAGAAUGAAACCACAGUGGAGGGGACUCCGAGUGAGAGAUCUAGUGAGUGCACUCAGCAGUGAGGAAACACAAGAGGGAGGUUUACAGGUUGCACUUGAUGAACAAGAGGAAGUUCGGCCCUGACCUUGGGUAGUUUUCGUUUACAUUUUUUUAGUGUAAUGUUAAAAUGAAACUAAGACACAUUUUCAGCAUGAAUGAUUGGGGAAAUGGAAACACUGCAGAAUAUUUCUAGAACUCUAUGUGUCCAAAAUAUUUCAAGUAUGUGACUUGCUGUUGCAGCAAAUUCUUAUGAUUUUGUUUGAUGGAUAUGGCAACCCACAUAGCAAUUUAUUUCCAGUCAUGAUUUGUGUAAAAAAAAUCUAUAUUUUGCCUAUGAAGUGUCAUUUCUUUAGGUUUAUCAGGUCAGAUUUCUUGCUAUUUAAUUAUUUACCAAGGAUAACGAGGGACUGACACAUUUUCAGAGCUUUUGAAUUAGAAUACAGAUAAUUAAGCCUAACUUCUAAUAAAAUAAAUGCUAGUAUAACAAAAAGGUACCAUCAACCUUAGAUUUGUGAUCUUGAGACUUUUAUAAGCACAUUUUAAUUGGUUAUAAAUAUUUAUAUUUGAGUUCCAUUUCCAUGCAUUUUUAGAUCAACAAUUUCAAAUAAAAAAUAUAAUUUACAUUCAUUUGACUUUAAGUUUAUUUCUCAAACACUGAGAAACAAAUCUGAUGAACUGAAGAUUAAUUAGGUUCAAGUCCUAAAGCAUUGUAUUGCUAUGAGGGAAAUAGAUUGUGAAUGUCAAACACCCUUUAUUUUGCACAUGUCGUUGAGUUUAAGUGAGCAUAUUUUUAUUUAGUUUUAACACUUUAAAGUAAGUUUCGUUAUGUACGAAGUGGCCAAGAGAGCUUAACUUGCUGCAAUUAAAAAAAGCACAUGCCAUUACAAAAAGCGACAGCAAAUUGAGAUAAGAUCUUCAUCCAUUUGACAGCAUACAAGCUGCAAAUCAUUACAACAUAAACACAU